Messenger RNA from Acaromyces ingoldii, 2229 nucleotides. Its product is annotated as FAD/NAD-P-binding domain-containing protein. The coding region runs from base 213 to 2129 and encodes 638 amino acids. NCBI's taxonomy places the organism in Eukaryota, Fungi, Basidiomycota, Exobasidiomycetes, Exobasidiales, Cryptobasidiaceae. The transcript has 4 exons. The record is from RefSeq and is a predicted model, not a curated record. Gene Ontology annotation, molecular function: N,N-dimethylaniline monooxygenase activity; flavin adenine dinucleotide binding; NADP binding.
CCGAGACAGAUCUCUAGAGCAAAAUUGCCUCAGCUGGCACACAGGCACUAGUCUCAUAGAGACUCUCGUCGUCAUCACUGGAUGACAGCCUGAUGAGGAGGACAACGGUUGAUCCACGUGCACGAUUAGAGCUUGCUUAGCAAAGCUUCCCAUCCAGGGUCAAUAGCACGCUAAGAGACGUCUGAAGCUUAUCCCCCACGUCCAGUCAACACAUGACGAUGAAGGAGAUCAAGGUUGCCAUUGUCGGCGGCGGGCCUUCGGGACUCGUUACCCUGAAGACGGUGCUGGAGCUCGCCGAUCGCAACCCCGGACAGAUCAUCGUACGAGCAAGCCUUUUCGAGGCGGAAGACCGCAUUGGUGGCACAUUCCUCUACCGAAGCUACGCCAAUGCUCGCCUCGUCUCGUCAAAGCAGCUCACGGCUUUUAGCGACUUUCGACUACCGCUCGAAGCACCAGAUCAUCUGUCCAUGACCGCAUACGUUCAGUAUCUUGAAGAUUACACCGCACAUUUCCGCCUCCAGGAAAGAAGCCACAGAUUUUUGCUCAACACUCGCGUCACAGGUCUGAAGCGACAUGACGGAGGUAAUGGGCACAUCGUCACCUGGACCAGCCCCGGUGGCCAGACACACACCGACGAUUUUACCCAUGUUGCUCUGUGCGCCGGCCUUCACGUCACGCCCAGCUACCCAGAGAUCGCAGGCCUGCCUCGACCGACGCUGCCUACGGACGAUCGACAGAAAGGCGCCGAGGUUACGGAGCAAGCCCACUUGACACCCGAGCAAGCUCGUAUACAGACGCUUCACUCGAGCGCUUACAAGUCGCCAGAGAUCUACAGCGACAAGCGCGUCAUGAUCCUUGGCACCGGCGAGACGGGAAUGGACAUGGCAUACGAAGCUGUCAAGGCGCGAGCCAAGGAGAUUGUCCUCUGCACUCGACACGGCUUCCUUUCAUUCCCAGCCGUCCUCGAGAACUUCACUUUCCUCGGUGUGACCUAUGAUCGACCGACGCCCAUUGAUGGCCUUAUCACCAACCUUUUUGAGACGGCGUAUGUGCAUCCGUGGGUUGGCCAAUCGCACCUCCGCUGGUUCGUCUCCGAUGCCAUCAUCAAGAAGGUCCUCUGGGUGCUCACGGGCACUGAAGCCGGCUGCAACCAAUGGGUGGGCGAGCUGCCUCCGGAGAGGCUGGGGAGGGCCUACACGUUUUUGAACAAAUCAGCAAGAGCCAUGCCAUACAUCAACCGACCUUGGAAGCAGCGGCAUUGGCUCUUGGAGAAGAUAGCGCGAUACAUCGACCCACCCACUGUGUCUGAUGACGAGCCACACGUCGAUCUGGCGCCCUUCCCUAGCCACCUGAGCCGCGAAGGUAAAGUCAUCUUCCGCGCCAACGGCCGAAAGGAGUACGAAAGGAUGAAGACAAGGAAUUUCAGGCCAGACGUCGUCGUCUAUGCUACGGGUUAUCGUCAGGAAUUCCCCUUCAUCGACGAGAGCAAGGGUACCUAUCCGAGCCCUUCGCAGGCCAACUGCCGUGACAUCUUUCGCCACGGCGACCCUUCGGUCGCUUUUAUUGGCUACACAAGACCAGGCGUCGGGGCGAUACCUCCCCAGGCGGAAAUGGCCGCUCAGCUCUGGUCCCUCGUCAUCGCCGACCAAUUGCCAGAGCCCACGUCGAAGCCGUACUACUACCUUCUGGCAAAGGAGGAUGCGCGUAUUCGGUACGGCGUCGACUACAGCAGCUACGUCAGUCAGCUGGCGCGCGACAUGGACUCAGCACCCACGAUGGGCCAGCUCUGGUGGCAGCACGGCUUCCUCGUCCUCUUCACUUAUGCGUUUUCGGCAGCUUUCACCACACACUUCCGACUCGUCGGUCCGUGGGUCGACCAAGGCGCCCCAAAGAUUGUCAAGACGGAAAUUCUCGAGACAAUCACAAGGAGAGGUAUCGGCGGAAAUCUCAUGAUGGGAGUCAUCCCGAUGAUCUUCUACGCCUGGAUCAACCUUUUUGCGUACUUGCUUGAGAAGACGCUCCAUGUCGCUCAGUAUUUCUUUCCAGGGGUAUGCGACCAGCUUGCACAGGUAGCAGGUCUCUCUGGCCAGACGCAGACGAAGACUAUGACGAAGAAGAAGCAUACAUGAAGAAACAAGAAUGAGAAUCAUCAUACCAUGUAUUUGUACAGCAUGUUGUUCCUGAGUGGCCGACGUCCUUCUACAAGGCCGGCAGCAAGGGGUACUGGAG